AUGGCCUCCUUCCAGAUCUUAUCCGAUUUACAUCUCGAACACAACAACUACUCAAACUAUCACAUUGUACCAACAGCGCCAUAUCUGGCUUUGAUCGGCGAUAUCGGAUGUGUUAGAGAUCCCGGCUUCAUUGGCUUUCUCAGAAACUUGCUGGACCAAUUUGAAAUCGUCUUCUAUGUCCUCGGGAAUCACGAGCCUUAUGGCUCCAGCUGGGAUAAUGCGUGGGAGGCGCUGGACAAAUUCGAAAAAGCAAUCGAAACGAACGGAAGAAAAAUCUUCAUAGCGCAGUUGGCGAUUAGCAAUGGCCUAAACGACUUCCGUGAGAUCGAUGGCUGGACAGUCGAAGAGCAUUGUCAAUUACACAAGCAAGAUCUAGCCUGGUUGAAUGACAAAGUCAACGCCAUAUCCGCCGACUCUGACCGCAAGAUUGUCAUCUUCACGCACUACAGCCCGACCGAAGAUAUCCGUGCUGUUGAACCUUGUCAUGCUCAAAGCGACAUCAAAUCUGGUUUCCAAACAGACUUGCGAAGCGAAGAUUGUUGGAAGAGCCCUAAUGUCAAGGUCUGGGCGUUCGGUCAUACGCACUUUAACUGCGACUUCGUGGAUAAGGCGACAGGGAAGCGACUCUACACCAACCAGAAGGGCUACUCGCAGGAACACUCCCCGGGCUUCACGGAAGGAGACGUGGUUCACGUGGAUUGA
This is a messenger RNA of Colletotrichum fioriniae, 702 nucleotides long. The record is from RefSeq and is a predicted model, not a curated record. Lineage: Eukaryota; Fungi; Ascomycota; Sordariomycetes; Glomerellales; Glomerellaceae.